CGCCGGGGAUGGAGCGGACGACGGCAGUGAACCCCUGGGACUUGGGGGUCAUUGGGGGGUACUUCCUCCUCGUCCUCGCCGUGGGGCUCUGGUCGCUGCGCCGCGGCAGCCGCAGCUCCAUCAGCGGGUACUUCCUGGCCGGGAGGAGCAUGGCCUGGGGGCCCGUGGGGGCGUCGCUCUUUGCCAGCAACAUCGGCUCCGGGCACUUCGUGGGGCUGGCGGGGACGGGGGCGGCCGGCGGCAUCGCCGUGGGGGGCUUCGAGUGGAGCGGCAUGUUCAUCGUCCUGCUGCUGGGCUGGGCCUUCGUCCCCAUUUACCUGCGGGCGGGGGUCACGACGAUGCCCGAGUACCUGGGGAAGCGUUUCGGGGGGGGCCGGAUCCAGCUGUACCUGGCGCUGCUCUCCCUGGGGCUCUACGUCUCCACCAAGCUCUCGGUGGACAUGUACUCGGGGGCCAUCUUCAUCCAGGAGGCGCUGGGCUGGGACCUCUAUGCCGCCGUGGGGGCCCUGCUGGCCGUCACCGCCCUCUACACCGUCACCGGCGGGCUGGCGGCGCUGAUGUACGCGGACCUGGUGCAGACCCUCAUCAUCGUCGUGGGGGCCUCCGUCCUGGCUGGCUACGCGCUGGGCGCUGUGGGGGGGUACGAGGGGCUGGUGGAGCGUUACCCCCUGGCGCUGCCCCCCAACGUGACGGGUCCCUGCGGGCGCCCCCGCCCCGACGCCUUCCACCUCCUGCGACACCCCAGUACCGGCGACCUGCCCUGGCCCGGCCUCCUGCUGGGACUGGGCAUCAUCUCCGCCUGGUACUGGUGUACUGACCAGGUGAUCGUGCAGCGGUGCUUGGCCGGCCGCUCCCUGACCCACGUCCGCGCCGGCUGCGUCGUCUGCGGCUACCUCAAAGUGCUGCCCAUGUUCCUCAUGGUGCUGCCUGGCAUGGCCGCCCGCGUCCUCUUCCCCGAGGUUGUGGGGUGCGCCGACCCCCAGGGCUGCCGCCGGGCCUGCGGGACCCCCGUGGGCUGCUCCAACGUCGCCUACCCCCGCCUCGUCCUCACCCUGCUGCCCCCCGGCCUGCGCGGGCUGAUGCUGGCGGUGGUCCUGGCCGCCCUCAUGUCCUCCCUGGCCUCCAUCUUCGCCAGCGCCGGCGCCCUCUUCACCCUCGACGUCUACCAGCGCCUGCGCCCCCACGCCGGGCCCCGGCACCUCCUGAUUGCCGGCAGGCUGUGGAUCGUGGCCAUGGUGGGGCUGAGCCUGGCCUGGCUGCCGGUGGUGGAGGCGGCGCGGGGGGGGCAGCUCUUCGACUACAUCCAGGCCAUCGCCAGUUACCUGGCCCCCCCCGUGGCCGCCGUCUUCUUCCUCGCCAUCUUCGUCCCCCGCGUCAACGAGCCGGGUGCCUUUUGGGGUCUCCUGGGGGGGCUGGGGCUGGGCCUGGCCCGGCUGAUCCCCGAAUUCGCCCUGGGGACGGGGACGUGCGGGACCCCCGGCCGUUGCCCCCCUUUCGUCUGCGGCCUCCAUUACCUCCACUUCGCCGCCCUCCUCUUCCUCGUCACCGGCCUCAUCGUCAUCAUCGUCUCCCUUUGCUACCCCCCCAUCCCCCGCCAACACCUCCACCGGUUGGUGUUCAGCCUCCGGCACAGCCGGGAACCGCGGGUUGACCUUGACCAAUCAGCGCCCAAGGAUGGGGCUGGUGGAGUCCAGCUCCGGGAUGUGGAGGCGGAGCCAUCUGGCCGCGGGGCGGAGCCUGUUGGCCAAAGGGCGUGGCCAUCCGGGCCAGGGGGCGGGGCGGUGCCCCCGGACACGCCCGCCGAGGACCCGGUGUGGAGCCGCGUGGUGAACGUCAACGCCGUGAUCCUGAUGGCCGUCGCCGUCUUCCUCUGGGGGUACUUCGCCUGAGACACCCCCCCCCAACCAAAAUCCUCUGAAAUGCACUGAAAUGCCCCAAAAUCACCCCGGAACACCCCCAAAUCAGCCCUAAACGCACCAAAAUAACCCCCAAAUGGCCCCAAAUGAGCCUAAAAUACCCCAAAAUGAGCCUGAAACGCCUCAAAAUCCCCCAAAAUGAGCCUGAAAUCCCCCAAAAUGAGCUUGAUCCCACCCCAGUUUUGCCAAAAUGCCCCAAAAUAGGACAAAACUGGCCCAAAAAGUGACUAAAAUGCCCCAAAAUGGGCCUCAAAAGCCCCCACAUGAGCCCAACCCCCCAAUUAUGCCAAAAUGUCCCAAAAUAAGACAAAAUCAGCCCAAAAAGAGACUAAAAUGUCCCUGAAAAGUCCCCAAAUGAGCCUCAAACCCCCCCAACGACAUCAAAACGCCCCCAAAUAAGCCAAAACCGGCCCAAAAAGAGGCUAAAUUGCCCCAAAAUGAGCCUGAAAUACCCCAAAAUGAUUCAUAAUGUCCCAAAAGUGAGCCCGAAGCCCCCAAGUGAUGACAAAAUCGGCCCAAAACAAGACUAAAAUGCCCCUAAAUGAGCCCCAAAUGCCUCAAAACCCCCCAAAAUGAGCCUGAAAUACCCCAAAUUCCACCAAAAUGGCUCAACCCCCCCCAAUUCAUCCAAAUUCCACUCAAAUGCCUCAAAAUUCCCUGAAUUUUCCCCAGAAUGCCCCAAUUCCAGAAAAAAACCUCAAAAUGCCCCAAAUCACCUCAAAUCCCCCCAAAUCCCCCCAAGUCUACCAAAAUGCCUCAAAAUCCCAUCAAAUUCCCCUCAAAUGCCCUAAAUUCUACCAAAAUGCCUCAAAAUCCUCCAAAAUGGCCCAAAUUCAACCAAAACACCUCAAAAUCCCCCAAAUUCCCAUCAGAUACCACAAAAUCCACCAAAACACCUCAAAACUCUCCCAAAUUCUCCCAAAAUACCUCAAAAAUUCCCCCAAAUUUCCCCUCAGAUGACCAAAAUUCCACCAAAAUGCAUCAAAAUUUCCCCAAAUUCCACUAAAAUACCUCAAAAUUUGCCCCAAAUUUCCCCUCAGAUGCCCCAAAUUCCACCAAAACACCUCAAAAUUCCCCCAAUUCUGCCAAAAUACCUCAAAAACUCCCCCAAAUUUCCCUGAAAUACCCCGAAUUCCACCAAAAUGCAUCAAAAUUUCCCCAAAUUCCACUAAAAUACCUCAAAAUUUGCCCCAAAUUUCCCCUCAGAUGCCCCAAAUUCCACCAAAAUACCCCCAAAUUCCCCCAAAUUCUGCCAAAAUACCUCAAAAACUCCCCCAAAUUUCCCUGAAAUACCCCAAAUUCCACCGAAAUGCAUCAAAAUUUCCCCAAAUUCCACUAAAAUACCUCAAAAUUUGCCCCAAAUUUCCCCUCAGACGUCCCAAAUUCCACCAAAACACCUCAAAAUUCCCCCAAAUUCCACCAAAAUACCUCAAAAACUCCCCCAAAUUUCCCUGAAAUACCCUAAAUUCCACCAAAAUGCAUCAAAAUUCCCCCAAAUUCUGCCAAAAUACCUCAAAAACUCCCCCAAAUUUCCC
Molecule: messenger RNA, 3451 nt
Organism: Phalacrocorax carbo (great cormorant)
Lineage: Eukaryota; Metazoa; Chordata; Aves; Suliformes; Phalacrocoracidae
Source: RefSeq, a predicted model, not a curated record